UGUGAUCGUAAGAGUUAGAGAUCUGAAACUUGGUUGAUAAAAACUGUCUGUGCAAACUCGUACAAACAGGCACAUCUUUAAAAACGGUUGCAUCGAAAGUUUUCUUGACUGAAUAGGCACAGAAAAGUGGUGCCUAUCAAAGAGUAAAUACCAUAUAACUAAACAAUGAUCUGGCUUAGCUCGAGAAGUAUUCACCAAUAAUAUAAAAAUAUCAAACCUUUUCAUCAUUACUAAAUAAUAAAAGGUCAUCUUACUUUUCCUCAACCAAACUUGGAUUGAGCUAUGAUGAACGCUAUUGGAAAGUUCAUUUCAUUUACUUUCUAAUGUUGUAUAAACAACAUCAAAAUUACUCGACUCAAUUACUAAUGAGAACCAGAGUCGUCUUUUCCUAGCUUAAACAUAUAAUGAUAUUUGAAUCAACAAUUAAAUCUCACUAAUUGUCUUUGCUAGACAGAUUUAACUGUACUUUGAUCUUAGCCAUGUAAUGAUCUUUGAUUAUGACUCAAAAAGGAUAAUUUGAUCUGCUUCUCUGUUUCAUGCUCAUAAACGUUUUUCUUAUUAAUGAUUAACAUAAAAAAUUAACAACAUCUAGUCCAGUCUUGUGGUUUGCACUGGGAACUCUCAGUCUGAAAGUAACAUUUUUGUUUCUCUCUUGUUGUGUUCCUUGUUAUUUAACACGAAGUAUUAGUAAUAGUUUCCUAAGCCCAUUAUUCACUAUGAGUCGUAUUAUUUCAACCCUUACUGUACGAAAGGCAAACAGUCGAUGAAAUAUCCAUGUCUAAUCUGUGCUAAACCUCUCAUUUUUUUGUUAAAGAAGUUCCAUCAAAUUUGAUUCAGUGAUUAAAAUAAAUAAUGUUGACUCCAAAUUCAAUCCAAGAACCUCCAGGAUAUCUUGUUGAUCCUCCAAUCGAAAGACCAUCAAAUCUUUUGGUUCAACCUCAACCAGCUACACACUUGGUGCAACCAUUUCAUUCUGAGCUUUAUUAUGGAGCAAAACUACCAUUGACCAAUCCUGAUGGUUGGCAGUCGGGUCAUCCAGUGCCUUUUAUUCCACUAGGAUUAGAAUACUUGACCCAAAUUGAUCAAAUUCUCGUCCAACAGAGAGUUGACAUUUGUGAGAACAGAUAUCAUAUUAAAAACAUAAUGGGCCAGGAAAUAUUCAAUGCUAUUGAAGAUACCACUUUUUGUACCAGGUUUUUCGGUGGAUCUAAUAGACCAUUUAUUAUGAAAAUUACCGAUAACGAGGAGCGAGAAGUUAUAAAUCUCUACCGGCCUUUGAAAUGUGAAAACUGUUGUUUCCCUUGUUGUCUCCAAAUUAUGCAAGUUACUGCUUCUGGAGUCAUUUGUGGUUACAUUGAACAAACUUGGAGUCUUUGGCAACGUAAUUUCAAAGUUUGUGAUUCUUCUGGCGAAACAGUUUUACGAAUUAAAGGGUCAUCUAACAACUUUUCUUGCUGCAGUGAUGUUAAAUUUAAAGUAUUAACAAGAGAUGGUAAAAUUGAAGUUGGUUGCAUUACUAAACAAUGGUCUGGUUUAGCUCAAGAAUUAUUCGGCAACAUUAACCAUUUCGGCAUUUCAUUUCCAAUGGAUUUAGAUGUUAAAAUUAAAGCCGUAUUAUUGGGAGCUUGCUUUUUAAUUGAUUUCAUGUAUUUUGAAAUUAAAUAUUAAUCCUGUAGACAGACGAUUUGAAUAAAAUGAGAUUGGAUAUAAUUCCGUUUCAAUGAAGAGACCUUUUUUUUCAACGCAAUGUGAUUCCGGAUAUUUAUAUUGGUGUAAACGUUGAAAAUUAGAUGCGACCAAACAUUUAUGAAUAACAACUAAUAUGAAGGCUUUCUCGGUAGUCAAGAUUGAUUCACAUUUCAUUGGUGAUGUGUUAGAGUUGAGUUUCUUGCAGUUGGAUAUUUGCCAUUAUACGUAUCAUGUGUAUUAUUUCAUACAAAACCAAAUAAAUUUAAACUUCUAUCAAUUUA
Molecule: messenger RNA, 1970 nt
Organism: Tetranychus urticae (two-spotted spider mite)
Lineage: Eukaryota; Metazoa; Arthropoda; Arachnida; Trombidiformes; Tetranychidae
Product: phospholipid scramblase 2-like
Biological process (GO): plasma membrane phospholipid scrambling
Cellular component (GO): plasma membrane
Molecular function (GO): phospholipid scramblase activity
Source: RefSeq, a predicted model, not a curated record